Molecule: messenger RNA, 642 nt
Organism: Aegilops tauschii subsp. strangulata
Lineage: Eukaryota; Viridiplantae; Streptophyta; Magnoliopsida; Poales; Poaceae
Source: RefSeq, a predicted model, not a curated record
AUGACGACGCUGCUGCCAAGGGUUUCCCCCGAUAUGCGACGAGGAGAGAGGAAGGGUAGCCCCGACGCCCUCCAGGAAGGUCCGGCGGCACCCUCAGGCGCCACCACGUCGGUGUCGGCCAAGCCAACAGGGAUUUCUCCCGAUCCCAGCCUCUACCUCAGGCGCUUCGGAGCUCGCCACCAAACCGACCACCACCCUGCGCCAACACGGACACGAAGCUUCCCACACGCUGUCUCACCACGGCACCGCGAAGAUGAGAGCGUCGCGGUCGCACCGGAGCCGACCCGCAAGGACCCAGAAGGGACCCUACGGGCCCAGAUCUGGGCCAGGGACGAGCCACCGGCCGGCCAGCACCACCGGACCGCCCCGCAAGGACCCAGAAGGGACCCUACGGGCCCAGAUCUGGGCCAGGGACGAGCCACCGGCCGGCCAGCACCACCGGACCGCCCCGCCGCCAAGAGGCGGCACCACCACGGCGAGCGCCGCCGGCCUCCACACCAGGACGCCGGAUCGCCACCGGCCGAGGCGCACCGCCGCCGGCCAUCACCGCCCGAGCAGGGGAGGGCCGCGCGCGGGGAGCCGGGGAAGGGCAUGCCCACCGCCGCCAGCAUCACGCGGCCGAGGACCGGCGGCGCACGCUGA